GCGCAGCCCCCCUCCCGGAGUUGGGUCCGCCGCGCCUUCCGGUGCGACUUCCGGUCCGCCUCCUGAGGCAGGAAGUGCCGGCGCCGCAGCUGUCGCGCCCGUCCCCUCGCUGGUCCUGCGCAGGCAGCCCGGCUUCUUGGUGCUGGUGUCCGGCCGCGAAUUAAGCCGCCACCAUGUCGAGCAAAAAGGCAAAGACCAAGACCAAGAAGCGCCCCCAGCGCGCGACCUCCAACGUGUUCGCCAUGUUUGACCAGUCCCAGAUUCAGGAGUUCAAGGAGGCCUUCAACAUGAUCGACCAGAACAGGGACGGGUUCAUCGACAAGGAAGACUUGCAUGACAUGCUUGCUUCUCUAGGGAAGAACCCAACUGACGCGUACCUGGAAGCCAUGAUGAACGAGGCUCCAGGGCCCAUCAACUUCACCAUGUUCCUCACCAUGUUUGGGGAGAAGCUGAAUGGCACAGACCCAGAAGAUGUCAUCAGAAAUGCUUUUGCUUGCUUUGAUGAAGAAGCGACUGGCACCAUUCAGGAGGAUUACCUGAGAGAACUGCUGACCACAAUGGGAGACCGGUUUACAGAUGAGGAAGUGGACGAGCUGUACAGAGAAGCACCUAUUGACAAAAAGGGGAAUUUCAAUUACAUCGAGUUCACUCGAAUCCUUAAGCAUGGAGCAAAAGACAAAGAUGACUGAAAGAACUUGAGCUAAAACUUUCCAAUUACUUUGUCUUACUCUAUAUUGUUUCCUAGACAUUACCCCCCCGCCCACCAUAGACCUGUUGCAUGCAACUUUGAUUCACAGCUUUGCCUCUUUUUUUGGGUGUAUUUAUUCUAGACCUUCCUGCCACUUAGCACUUGUAUAAUCAGACUGCAAAUGGGGAUAAAGUUGUAAAUUGUAUUGAAAAAAGAGAUUGCAAAUAAAAAUCAACAAAUGUGAAAGCCCAGGAAAAUAUAUCCGGUCCGGUAUUUCUGAUUUUGCUGGAUUUUUACAUUUUUCUAUAAUAAAAAUGCUAUUUUGAAAUAAA
Messenger RNA from Dama dama (fallow deer), 1020 nucleotides. Its product is annotated as myosin regulatory light chain 12B. Gene Ontology annotation, cellular component: stress fiber; cytoplasm; myofibril. The transcript has 4 exons. Bases 174 to 689 code for a protein of 171 amino acids. The record is from RefSeq and is a predicted model, not a curated record. Gene Ontology annotation, molecular function: calcium ion binding. Lineage: Eukaryota; Metazoa; Chordata; Mammalia; Artiodactyla; Cervidae.